Amorphotheca resinae ATCC 22711 is the source of this 1867-nucleotide messenger RNA. RefSeq lists its product as hypothetical. The record is from RefSeq and is a predicted model, not a curated record. NCBI's taxonomy places the organism in Eukaryota, Fungi, Ascomycota, Leotiomycetes, Helotiales, Amorphothecaceae. The transcript is spliced from 4 exons. Bases 69 to 1799 code for a protein of 576 amino acids. Gene Ontology annotation, cellular component: mitochondrion.
CCGCAGACGGCACCGGAAAUCUAUUGCAGAUUUGGCUUCAAAGCAUUAACAGAUAUAAACUGCCAAAGAUGACUGGUGCUGGACAUAAUCUGUUUCGGCGCUGCGUACAUCGUGCAGCUUCAUCCUCAUUCUCUUUCCCUCUAUCUUCAAAGUCACUACACGUGAAGCCAAAGGUUCUUUUAGUCUCUUUUUCUGGCAAAACAACAACUCCCUGGCCUGUGAUGCAAUCACCAUCCAAUGACCCCCUCUAUCCGUACGCAUAUACCAGUGGCAGAUGGCUGCAUCGCGACAAGGAACAGCGUACCUCAAGGUACAUCGACUUCAACUUCGACAGACUAUGUAACAAGGUAUUAGCCCUGUGCCCUGAGGCAACCCAUAUCAUCAGCUACGAGAAGGAAGAAGGGGGCUACAAUAAAGUCUUUAUAUUCCUUCUAGACAAUGGAAAACGAAUUGUGGCACGGUUGCCUACUCGAGUUGCAGGCCCCUCCUCAUUGACCACAAAUUCCGAGGUCGCAACCAUCACAUAUAUAAAGGCUCGUACCACGAUUCCUGUGCCUGACAUUCUCGAUUGGUCAGAUGAUUCUACCAACCCAAUUGGAAGCGAAUACAUCAUCAUGCAACAUGCCCAGGGCGUCCCGUUAAGAGAGCGCUGGCCUACGAUGUCUGGAAGUCAGUAUACUAAAUGUGUCCAAUCGAUUUGUAUGACAAUGAAGCAACUGGCGACACUCGAAUUUCCAGCUUAUGGAAGCCUCUACUUUGCCAACGCUCCAAUCGAUUCUGCUUCGAAGAUGGAUUUUGUGGAAGGGUUCUGCAUUGGACCUCACUGUGGGACUACUUAUUGGGAUUGCAAAGAUGGUCAAACGCUUUCUGCACCCCAUACAGGCCCGUGGUCUGACCUUUCAGCUUAUGCCUCUGGUCUUAUUGACAAUGGAUACUCUCGACUUCCGGUCCCUGGCACUGAGAGCUCACGGCCGUCCUACUUUGGUACGGUCGAGGAGCACCAAAAUUUGCUACGUUCAGCAAAGGAGGUGAUGCGAUGUCUAGCAUUAGAACCGCACAUCCGUAACGCCGCGGCCCCAACUUUGCUUCAUGCAGAUUUACACGCAAGAAACAUAUAUGUUUCAAAUGACGAUCCCACAAAGGUUACUUGUCUCAUCGACUGGCAAUCAAGCUCUAUCGAGCCAGCAUUCAUCUAUGCACAUGAGGUGCCAGACUUCGCAACCCCUCCCCACUCUUCAUAUUCCGAGGAAUCGGAGGAGGAAACUCCCAGCCAAGUACCGAGCAUGACUGAACAAGAAAAGAAACUUGAGAAAGUAGCUCGAUUUUGUAGCCAGGCUUAUGACAUCUGCACGAAGGCAUUCAUUCCAAAAUUGCGUGUAGCAAGAUCGGUCGACCAACCCCUCGUACGGCCCUUCCAGUACUGCAAUACGUCCUGGAGAGACAGUGCUCCAGCAGUCAGGCAAGAGUUUCUUGAUCUAGCUAACCAAUGGGAGAAGCUAGGCUUAACAGGUCGCUGCCCGUACAACCCUACCGCGGAGGAGCUUAGAUUGCACCAGAAGGAAUACAAGUCAUUCCAACAUGUGCAGGAUCUGAAGCUGAUGCUGAUGGAUUUGCUACACACCGACUCAGACGGUUGGGUACCCACCGAGCGCUGGGAAGAGGUAAGACAUGCUCAUAAAGAGGUGUUUGAUAUGGCGAUAGAAACUGCUAGAGAUGGCGAAGAUGAGACCGAAGAUGACCAUCUGAGCGAGGAAGAUGUAAGAGAACUAUGGCCCUUUGAUGGCCACAAGUGUAAUUAGCGUCACGGCUAGGAAGGCACUGUAUUCCCAAGUACAAUAUUGAUUUGCUUCUGCGGUCUAGACCCGGC